This is a messenger RNA of Dioszegia hungarica, 1110 nucleotides long. RefSeq lists its product as uncharacterized. Lineage: Eukaryota; Fungi; Basidiomycota; Tremellomycetes; Tremellales; Bulleribasidiaceae. Bases 1 to 1110 code for a protein of 369 amino acids. The transcript is spliced from 2 exons. The record is from RefSeq and is a predicted model, not a curated record.
AUGACCACCUCGCAAGACACUCAAAAGCUCACAGUAACCGGUCUUCCCCCUGAUAUCCUCGCACACGGCAUCGUCCCGCUCCUCCAAGGCUUGGAAGACCGAGUAUCCCUCCAGAGAGCAGAGAAGACCGCGGACGUGACCAUCAAAUCGGAGCGUCCCACUCGGACCUUCCUCGCUCCUGGAACCCUGGACGAGCUUGGGACAUGGUACAAACUGCGCCAGGAUGGGACGAGAGCCGAAAACCACUUGACCAUUUUCAGCAAAUUGCCUUCUGCGGAAACCAAGCAGUGCUGCACUCACCUGAAUCCUUUCCGUCACGAUGGCUCGAACGUCGAUCCAGAGCUAUCAGCCCGAAUCUCCAGAAUCGCUGCCUCUGCACCUUUGACCAGCAUUCGGGUGGAGACGGUCGCUCAGCCGGAAGAGCCUCACCCGUCACUUUGGUGCGGUCUGCGUAAGCUGGCGCCACAAUUUGCAGACACGUUCAUGGUCAUCCGCGGAGAAGACAGAAAAGAGCAAUCCCUGUACUUGCCGAAAAUCCCGGGCACACUCCUUGACGAUCAGCAAGACGACUCGGCGGUGACGAGCGACAAUGGCGAUUGGAGCUGCGUGUUCGCCUCAGUUGCGGACUCUCCCUGCAUUUGGACGAUCGACAUCCUUGCAAGCCUUCUGAUGAUGGACGAGGUCAUUGCGCACAGAGACAACAGUGUCACUUUCGUCAGAUCGACUGCGCCACGACAAAGCACACAAGACCACCCUGCCUCCACUAACACAUGGAGCGAAUCAAUGAUCACCCCCGCAGAGGAGCAAGCGGAGCUCAUGCAAUCGAUCUACAAUACCAUCAACGGAGACAGACUGAUGUGGCCUGAACAAGACGAGGUCAUGGCACGCAUCAGGCAGCACCUGAAGUUUGGUACUUGGGAGGAGUACGAAAAGUCAUCGGUGGGACGGCGCUUUGCCGCCGGCGAGCGAGCGAGCGAAGGUAUGCUCAGUAGUCUGGUCUCCCAGCGAGCUGCAGUCGAGGCGAGCGACAGUCUGCCCAAGCAGGAGAUACAGGAACGGCGAGACGAGUCCGAGGACCAGACGUCGAGCGAGAGUGAUCCUGAGGCCUGA